UAUCAUACCUAGACAUUUCCGGUUCUUCUUUUUAAAGUUCAAGGUCUUCUCUAACAAAAUGGCAGCCCCCAGUAAAAGUUCGGAACCACAACAAAUGGGAAAGGGGAUUAAAUUCCUCUUUGGUGGCUCGGCAGGGAUGGCAGCCACUGUAUUUGUUCAACCUUUGGAUUUAGUAAAGAAUCGAAUGCAGCUUAGUGGAGUUGGUGGAGCAAAGAAACAAUAUAAAACUAGUUUUCAUGCUCUGGCUUCCAUCCUUAAGAAUGAGGGAGUGUCAGGAAUAUACACAGGCUUGAGUGCUGGUCUGUUGCGUCAAGCCACAUACACGACCACAAGACUGGGAAUCUACACCUCACUCUUUGACAUGUUUACAAAAGAUGGGAAACCGCCAAAUUUCGUUUCCAAAGCUUUAAUAGGUGUUACUGCUGGUGGUAUUGGAGCCUUUGUUGGAACACCCGCUGAAGUCGCACUUAUUAGAAUGACUGCUGAUGGAAGGUUGCCACCAGAAGAGAGAAGAGGUUACAAAAACGUUUUUAAUGCUUUAGCUAGAAUUGUCAGAGAGGAAGGAGUUUUAACAUUAUGGAGGGGCUGCAUACCUACAGUUGGCAGAGCUAUGGUUGUCAAUGCUGCACAGCUUGCAUCUUAUUCACAAGCCAAACAGAUCUUAGUCUCAACUGGUUAUUUCCAUGAUGGUUUGUUUCUACAUUUCGUGGCCAGUAUGAUCAGUGGACUCAUCACCACUGCUGCUUCAAUGCCAGUUGACAUUGCUAAGACUAGAAUUCAAAGCAUGAAAACAAUUAAUGGCAAGCCAGAAUAUUCAGGGGCAUUGGAUGUGUUAUCUAAAACCAUACGUCAAGAGGGUUUCUUCAGCUUAUGGAAAGGAUUCACUCCAUAUUAUGCACGUCUGGGUCCCCACACAGUUCUGACUUUUAUUUUCUUGGAGCAGAUGAAUAAGAUGUACAGACACUAUGUGUUGCACGAUGACUCAGCCAGCGGUGGAUUGUAGUGCUCAGCAGUAUUAAAUUAUUAUUGUACAAGUGUACAUCUGUAGUAUGAUAAAACACUUAGUCUUUGGCAGUUUUAGACAUUAUAUUUGUCUCCUGAUAAAAUCUAAAGAUAUUAUUCAUGUUAUUGGUUUAUAAUUUUCCGUGAAGUAAAAUGCCAGUCUAAUUCAUUAAGUCUAGUAUUAGUAUUAAAAAUUGUGUUCUUUUAUUGAAAUUGAGGCACAAAAAUUUGCAAGAAUUGUUUUCUUGAUUAGAUUAUACCUUUUUGAUAAUUUUCAUUUGUAAUGGCUAAUGGAGAUUGGAAACAUGCUUUUUCAAAGAUAAAUUGCUUCAUAGACAGUCAGUUGGCCUUUAAAUAAAUUAUUCAUUAACAGCAUCAACAAGACUGAUCUCACGGCUGUAAAAAGCUUAAUGCUGCUUAUGUGGGCUACUGUAAUGCUUCUAUUUGUAGUCAGAGCUUGUCAGUACUUAUUAUUAAAUCCUUUUUACUGUAGUUUUUUUUUUUUUUUUGGUGGAAUUCUAUUUGGUCGAUAUUUUUACACUAAAAGUAUUUAAUGUUGGUGUAGGAUGUUCCCAUGUUUAUUCAGCUUUCUUUCCAUCUUUAUAUCAAUCAGUCAAUCAAUUCGGAAUUAAUUUAAUCUAUCAACCUUUUAUUCAGUUUAAAAAUAUUUUGAUUGCCUUCUGAAGAUUUAAAUUUUUUUUGGAUACAUUUAUAGAUUGUAUAAAUCUUUAAAAUCUGAUAACAUUAUGAUAACAUCCAUAUUUCAGCAAAAUGUCUAUGUUUCAAUUAAGUUUACUUUUGCACCUUUUUGUUUAGAUGUUUUAUCUAGGAAUUGGAAUUAAUCAAUUUUAGUAAAUAUAUUUCUUAUUGAAUAUUUGGUAAGUGAGAUGUUAUGUGUGUUGUCUAUGUAGCAUAAUCAUUCACUGGCUGUAAUUUAGACCAACAUAUUUUGUGUUUUUAUAGAAUAACAUUUUAAAAAUUAACUGCACAUGCUGGACAUAGAAGCCUUUUUCUCCCAUUAUGAUUUGUCAUGAAUUUUUUCAAAAAUGUGUUACUUUGAUUUAUGAAUUCUUAUAAAUUUAGUUUUUGUGUUCUUUUUAAAUCUGUGAUAGUGUUAUAAAUCUGGCAACAUGUUCAUCAGGAAAAUUAUUUUAUUUAAGUUUUUCUGUUCAUCUGCAUAAUGUUAUUUCUUAGUUUCAAAUUUUAAAAAAUCCCACCAUAAUGCUGGUCAGUUCUGAUUUUCAAUUAUCAGGCUGUUCAAAAGUUAUUUUUUAAUAAUAUGCAUAAUACUCUUGUCAAUCUUUUAAAAAAAAUAAACUUUUGUGUUCUGAUUGAAAUACUUAUUCAUGGGAGGUAACCUGCAUCAUACAGUUGAUUAAAAAUUAGCUUUGAUCUGAUUGUUGAAUUAAUUACACUGGAAUCUUAUUUAUACAUAAUUUACUUUACUUGUUCCAUUUAUAUCUUUUAUAAAAAAAUAUGUAGGGAUAGUAUAUAUAUUUUGAAAAAUUGUUCAAAUAAACUGUUUGUAGCAUAUUUAUCCUACGUGUGUAAAUCAUAAUUUUUUUUUUCAAGUUGAAUGAAUUGAUGUCCAAGUCACUGUAUAAAUGUUAAAUGAGUGAAUAAAUCUGGGAAAUUUUUGUGUUAAGUACAGUCGAAUGUAACACAUUUUAUAUAACACCUGAGACAAACUUGGAUGAAAACAUUUGUUGUGCUUGUAUCAGAAAAGUGAGAUUUGGAAAUAAAUUAUCAACUAACAGGA
This is a messenger RNA of Physella acuta, 2761 nucleotides long. Its product is annotated as mitochondrial 2-oxoglutarate/malate carrier protein. The record is from RefSeq and is a predicted model, not a curated record. NCBI's taxonomy places the organism in Eukaryota, Metazoa, Mollusca, Gastropoda, Physidae.